This is a messenger RNA of Paracoccidioides brasiliensis Pb18, 684 nucleotides long. RefSeq lists its product as uncharacterized. Bases 1 to 684 code for a protein of 227 amino acids. The transcript has 5 exons. The record is from RefSeq and is a predicted model, not a curated record. Gene Ontology annotation, molecular function: glutathione transferase activity; glutathione peroxidase activity. Gene Ontology annotation, cellular component: peroxisome; mitochondrion. Gene Ontology annotation, biological process: glutathione metabolic process.
AUGGGCGGCAAGAUAGAAGCAUAUUUCGACUGCCCCUCUCCUUAUUCCUUCUUCUCCUUCCAACACCUCCUCAAGAACCGUGAAUUACUAGCAUCGCAUGGCAUUGAGGUCGAGAUCUUCCCCGUCUUUCUGGGAGGAAUAAAUGCCGGCUCAGGCAACACACCACCAUGGACAAACCCCGUAAAGGCGAGAUACGGCAAAUUUGACCGUGAGCGAGCCGCCAAAUACUUCAAUGUCAAGGACAUGUCACCACCCCCUUUCUUCCCUCCCCUCACUAUCCUGCCCCAACGGGUGGCCACCUAUAUAAAAGCCAAUUAUCCCCGCUCCCGCUUCGAAAACACCUUCCUCCUCUACUGGACCUACAUGUUCUACCGUCACAUCGACCUUAGCAAGCCCGAGAAUAUGAUUGCCCUGUUGCGUGAAGAGAAAUACUCCGACGCGGAGAUUGAAACCAUCAUGAAGAGCGCGCAGAGCCCUGAGGGGAAACAGGCGUUGACGGACCGGACAAAGGAGGCGCUGGAUCGGGGCGCGUUUGGGGCGCCGUGGUUCUGGGUAAGGAACGCGGAGGGCAAGGAAGAACCGUUUUUUGGCAGUGAUCGGUUUCAUUAUAUGUGGCAGUUUUUGGGAGUCCCGUUUCAGGAUGUGAAGAUUUUGGAAAAGGGGAAGGAGAGGGCGAAGUUGUGA